CGUGGGGGCGGGGCCUGCAGCGUGGCCGGCCGAAGCCGCCGCGCGAACGCCCGAGGGGGCGGGGCAAGGCGUUCUUCUCGCGCGUGCGCUCGCUCCCCGCCUUUUUUUUUUUGCCUGUGCGCGCGCGCGCUCGUCUCUGUGUCUGUUGGGGGAGGAUUCGCAGCUCACGCGACCCUCCGUCCUCCCCUCCGAGAGGCCUCCAUCCCCGCCUGGCACAGGAUGGACCCCGCGGGGAGCCCGCUGGACUUGGGCUUCUGCCCGUCGGCGCCCUGCCUGCUGGUGGAGGACUCGCAGCCGGAGCCGGACUCCGCCCAGGACGACGGCGAGGAGCCGCAGGCUCUGCCCGGCCUGAAGAGGAGGUGGCGGGGACCAGGGGCGCAGGACGAGGCGGAUGGGCCGCGGGUCCUUCCGGGAGCGAAGGCGGCAGGAGGAGGCCCGGAGGAGCAGCAGGAGGAGGGCCAGGGGGCUGAGCGGGGUCCCGCAGGGGGCUCUGGGCCCGCUCCCUUGCAGCCUCCGCUGCCGGCCUCCGACUCGCCGCGCGCCCUCCUCAGCCAGGUCUUGGAGCAGCUGCCGCCGCCGCUCGCCAGGAACACCAGGUGGGCACCGCCGUUCCUUCUCCGCGGGCGGGCUUUCGGCCUGCUUGACCCCUCUGAGACGUUGCUUGUCUCCCUUGCAGGCCGGCGGACGACCCCCGCGGCGGCGCUGCUGCUGCUGCACCGGGCUCGCUCUGCGCGGAAGGUAAGUGGCCUCCUCCGCCUGCUGCUGCUGGGGACGGCCCUUGGGGGCUGCCCCUUCGCCAUUGCUGAGAAUCCAGCCCCCGGGGGGGGGUGCUGCACAGGCCGUCGCCUGUUCUCGCUGGAGGCUGUCCUUGAACGGUGGGGGGGUCGGGGUCCCCUCGUGACUGUUCUGCAGCCCUCUUGGGUUCACAAGUAACCUUGGCGGGGUGGGAGAGGGAGGGGUUGUUUGCCGGGCCCAUUUCCUCCCUUUGGAUGCUGGAGCCCUUCCACAUGUGCUGAGGAAGUUCUUAUCUUCUGAUGCUAGAAUCAGGCAUGUCGCAGGUGGGCUUCGGUGUUUUGGAGCUCUCCCAGAGCCAGAACCUUGAAGGAGACUCCACAGCUAGUGUGGUUAGUGAUAAGGAGCAGCUGCAACCCAAAGUGGCCUUGGAAGAAGAGGAGCAGGAGGAGGAUUCCAAAGGCGGUAGGUGAAGUGGGGGCGGCCUCCUGAGUCUAGCUGAGCAGCCCUUUCCUCUGGGAUAGGAAAACUUCACUCCAACCCUUCUGCGAAACUAUCCACACUGCCUCAAAAGGACUUCAGGCCCAAACAGAACCUUCUUUCUUUUAAAUCAUCCUUACUUGUUCAUUCAUUCAUUUGAAGAACAUUUUACCCAGUUUACAAUGUAGAUGGCAAAAGCUUCCAGAAUGGCUUACAAAGUAAGCGGUCCCUUCCCUUGGGCAUACAGUCUAAAAGACAUGCACUGGGCAGCAGGGUGAGUGGGGGAAAGCAAGCUCAGGCACCAGGUUUUAAACAUAUUAUUCUUACAACAAGCUGGAUGGGAUAGAGACAGGCCAGUUACUUCCCCUUUCUGCUGUUCUGCAGCUGGAUGGAAUGGCUGCUUCUGGGUGACAGAUGGGAGCCUUACAGUUCUGUUCGCCUAGUACUUACCAAUAAACUGAGUCUCUGGAGUAACAGUACUUUUGUACACAGUAUUCCUGCAAGGCAAUUGAGGGACUGUAGUUGCCAGUGGUAGAGCAUGUAGUUUGCAGGCAGAAACAAGGGAGCCUGACUGAGCUUGAGCCCUGGGAAGCUGCUCUCAGAAUAGACUAGGGGGGCAAAUAAUCUGAUCACAUAUCAGGCAGCUUCUUAUGUUCCUAAAUCUUUUGAAGAUAGUAAUGCUGAUUGGAUUGUGGUUGGAUGUGAUGUUAUAAGUAUCUUUUGGGUUGGCACUCACUGCUAUCCUGUUGUCUUCUCCAUUAGAGAUUGUCUUCUAAACGAACAUUGAGUUGUAUCCAUUGUUAGUACUACUCUGAAUAGACCCAUUGAAAUUAGUAGACAUGAGUGAUGUAGGUUCAUUAAUUUAAGUUAGGUGCAAUCUUAGCAGUGUACAUAAUAAAAUUACCAAUAAAAUACAUAUAAAACUAGCAAAAAAACCAAAGCCCAUAAUAGAUAAUAGGUCAUACAGGGAAUGCUAUCAGCCCUGAAUCCAAGCAGAUUUUGACUUGGCACCUAGAUCGAAAUCAGAUUUAGUAAUUCUCUGGAAAAGUCCUUAGAAUGCAACAUAUGCAGUUGUGCUCUGGUAUUUCAAGUGAAGCACCAAUUCUUGAUGCUUUUUUUGCUCUGCAUGCAGAUCCAGAUGAAGUGACAAAGUCUGGGAGUGACUCUCCUGAUAGGUAAAUAUCUGCUUUCACCUCUCAUACUUGUUGGCUAACUUGUUGCAUGGUUGAACCUUCAGGAAAGGGGGUAUGGAGAGCUUGCCUAUUCUGUAGGGGGUGCAGUUUCUUUGCCCAUUAAACCAGCUGUGAAGCACAUGUGGUUCCAUGAAGUCCUUCUUGCUGUCACACAUGUGCCGAACAUUCCUGCUGCUGGUAGGCGAGAAGCUGCUACUACCUUUCUGCCUUGUUCUUUGUGAAGGAAAGAUAUUUUCAUUCCUGUUAGUUGGGAUUCGGCUAAAAGUAUCGGAGGUGCCUUGCUGUUGCCUCCUGGCCAAGAAGGAAAGAAAGAAGGGACAGACCUUCCCAUUGGGAUUUUACAGGAGGGGGUUGCACCAAGGUGCUGCUGGCACUCUUACUAAACCUCAUUUGAAUGAGAAAAAAAGUUCCCUGAUUCUUUUCUCUUCUGCAUUACCUAAAGAAAUGGUGGAGUAGCUUAUAUCCAUUCCUACUGGGAUUUUUCAGGCCCAACAGCAAAGUUCUGUUUGCACCUUUGGCAAAGCUCAGCACAAAAGCAAACAUUCUUCCACCCCGCAAGUUCUGUGCAUGCUUUGUGUCCUGUUUUUAAUCCCCAGGGAAGCUAUCAGCUUGUUUGUGUGGCAUUCUUUCAGCUUGUCGUAUUAUUUUUCUCAAGAUGUAGUCCACCCUGGGGCCUUACAGUGAAAAGCAGGCAACAAAUAAAAACAAUGACACCCUGGGGAAUAUUGAUUACACUUAUGUUCCCAGCAGCACCCCAAAAAUUCUGCAGUUCCAUAAAGAACCUGCAAGGAGUCCAACUUCUGCCUGCCAUCCACUUGACAGAAGGCCACAAGGGAUGGAUCCCUCUGGGUGGCAUACACAGGAUGCUGAUAUCUUAUCUACUCAAGAGGACAUGUUUGGCCAGAGCAGCACAACAGGUGAAAACAGACUGCAUGCCUGUGCCGUGGCCCCUGCAACCCAUGAGGGGGAAGCAGGUGCAGUUUGCUGAAGCUCUGCCUAUCCUGAUAGCAAAGGAAGGUUUCCUACUUGAUUACUAUAUAGAUAGUGCUACAUAGGUUCAUGGGACCACAUAGACAGCUUAGGGUAUGUCUCCUAUGCACGACACACAGUUGCUGUGGGAGGAAUGGUAGGCAGUUGCUUUGUGGAUGAUGGGAAUUCCAGUGGCACUGAUAAAGUUGCCUUUCAACGGAUGUGUUUCUAUGUCACCCUUUGCUGUUGCUGCAUUUUGAAAAUGUCUUAGUGUUUUGAAUUCUUCAAAUUUUGCCUCUUUUGUUUGUGCAGAUGGCUUUGAAUAUGUAGUGGCACAGAUCACCAGUGCUGAACAAGUUGUACAGGGUUGUCAGAUUCUAGCAUGGGCUGCUCAAAACGUAGCUCAUCAGUUGCAUUGCUGACUUGCGUUCAGCACCCUGAGAGUUCUAGUUUUCAGGCAAAUAUGCAAAAUCAUUCUUUGGUGACAGCAUCAAAACCUGCCAGCUGCCACUGUGGCUGAAGGACAUACUAUUUUCCCUUCCAACAGUGGCCAAUCAGGUGCCCAGGAGUAAAUUUCUCUAGAUUUAGAGAUAGCAGCUCUUUGGGAAAAAUCUCAGCCGGUCAUCAAUAUUUGAUGGUGUUGCUGAGGAACGUAAAACAUUUUCCAUCCCUGUUGGGUUUACUUAAAUUUACAGUCAUAUUUUUGCACACCACAAAUUGUGGGUGGUCUUCUGCAAUUUUGAGCAGUUGCAACAAGGUAUUAAAAUUGACUCCGAUGUAGGGAAAAGAUCAGUGCAGCUGGGAGACAGAUUUUCAAGGCAGUGUCCAUUGGGUUGUUUGACAAAACUGCUAAAUGGUUUUGUUAAUUUUAAUUGCCUCUUGUUCCAGAUGGUGACAGUGCUGUGUCCAGAGUGGAAGCAGCAAAUUCUCCAGUGUGCACUCCUGCCGAUUCUCUGCAUGUCCUUCAUCUCUCUGGACAGGGACCUCUUUCCAUGUAAGUAACAAGCCUGCUCAGGUUGCUUUUGUUACCUGUUUCCCUGAAUAAUUGCUUCUAGGAAGCUGCCUUACACUGAGUCAGGUCCCUUACACUGAGUCAGGUCCAUCUAGCUCAGUAUUGCUCACACUGACUGGCAGCAGCUUUCCAGGAUUUCAGAUGGGGGGCAUUCCCAGCCGUGCUUGGAAAUGCAACCCGGAAUUGAACCUUGGGCCUUCCUCAUAUGAAGAAGGUGCUCUUCCACUAUGACCUUUUUCCUUCUCAGCUAAUUGAUGAUCCACUUAUUACUUCCUUGCCUCCUGAAUUCACUAAUUGAGUCAGUUGCGCAGUUGGUUAUCCCUGUAUUGAUUGGCUCUUAUGCUUUCAUUGAUAGUGUUGUAAUUGUGUCCACCUUUCAAAGUAACUGAGCUUUCUUUGCCUCUACUCCUUCUGCGCUCGUUGGUCUUUGUUGCCUUCCUUUUUCUCCUUUCUGUUCCCUGAUGAUACACACAACUGAGCGCUGUUUGUGUUUCAUGUUCCGUGGGAGGUACAAAUGUGGUCUGUGCCUGUGAGCUGAGCCUUGGCUUCGGCCUUCAGAUCUCUGGAAUAGAUUAGCUCAUUUGCUUUUUUCUUGUGACCUUGCAUAUGCAGACAGUGAGGCAACUGAGUGAUCUCUUUUUCUCUGUAGUUGUGCUUCAGGCCUUCCUACGCCAUCUCCUGGCAUCUCACAUUCUGUACCCCUCAUCAUUCCAAGAAGCCCAACAGAACAGGGAACAGAAGGUAUGCCAACUCUUUCUGCUGGAGGCCUUGGUAGCCCUUGGCCCAAGCUAUGGUGUUCAAAAAGACAACUUAGUAAUGGUGACCCAGGUUUCUUUUCUUUCAUUUCUGAGCGAAUGUGGAGGCCCCUCCUCGUUUUGAGCACUGAAAGAGGGGUGCAGAGGGCCAAUUGGUACCCUUCAGCUUUUUUGGCAGUGAGGUGUUCUGCUCCAGUGGCAGGAACGAGGCUGUCUUUCUCUGCUAAGGCAAUAAUGUUAAUUUAUCCACAUCUUCUGUUGCAGCAGCAGCAACAGGAGGAGGAGGAGGAGGAGGGAAGCAAGAAGGGCCAAAGGAGACUCGGACUCCAGGGCUUCCUCAGUCCUCUACACCUGUCGCUCAAGAUGCGCCAGCUUUUACUCCAGCAUUCACUCCCAUACCAUCACAACCAGAGUUCUCCCAUGUGAGUGGUCAGAAGGUGCCCAGCACUGAGACUGGUCUUCUCUGUGCUGCGUUCAUCCUUGGUAGAAGUAAGGAGGCCCCCACGCCUCUUGCCCUACAGUUUGACAAUCCUUUCCUUUGCUUGUGCUUUUUUGUCAUAGGAGGAUUUUUGAGACAUUCACUAAGCGUUAGCCUGGCUUUGUGUAUAGAAGGGCAAAUCUCCUGGCCACCAUGUUGGUUGUGGAAAACAGGAAGCAAUACUUUAUGAAGUAUCUUGCUUUGUGAUUGCCCUGCUGGUAUGUCUUGGUUGCAGUGUCAAGAAUUACUUCUGGUUCUCUUGAGAGCUGGCCUGGUUGCAGAAUCUCAGGUGUGGAGCUGUCAUAUUCCAAUGUGUUUGUGUUUCCCCCUGUUUUAGGACACUUUCCUCCCAACUCCAAGCUUAGAGAAAGGGCCUGAGGCACAGACAGAGAAAGGAGAUGAUUGUGGUAUCAGUUUGCCAGCAGACAGCUCUGAAGUCCCUGAGGCACCUGCAUCUGUUGUGGAGGGCCCCUUGUCAUGGCCCUCGGGUGAGGCCUGCCUAUUGGCGCUGUCUGCCAGUGAGUGCAGCCAGUCCACUGAGGCUGUGCAGCCUGAGGAAACAGCCAUGGAAGCUCAUGGUCCUCCAGUGGAGAAGCUUGGCUUGGAUGGUAGAUGUAGUGAGCAGCAGCGGUUUAAUGAGGACAGCCAUGCCUCAACUGGGCAGCCUGCAGGAAGAGGUUCCACUGCCCAAGUUGGAGUUGGAGAUGACCUUGGAAGUCAGGGCCACCUCUUGUGCCAGGGGUCUCAGGAGCCAGAAUGUGAAGCUGUCCCAGAAACGCCUGGGGAAGCGCAGGGAGAAGCUGAGCUGCUGAGGGACGGAAGGUCUUGCCUUCACUCUACUCACUCUCAGGAAGAAAAGGUGGACCAGCAUGUAGAACCUGCUGCAGCCAGAGAAGACUCUGAGAAUGUGCUCCAGACAGCUGGAGAGCCUGCACACCCAGAUCCAGGAAACGUAAAAGGAGACCCCAUGGAAGACUCCAAGGAGGAGGCGUCCCUGAGGAUCGGCCCUGGGGUGACACUGAAGCUCUCUGACUCCCAACCAGAGCUGGAGGGAAGCAGGUCCCAGGUGAGGUCCAUCGUUGCCCCUGGAGUGGGGCUGCCUGCUGCCAUCUCUCCAGGCAGAAGCAACUUGGGAAGUGUGCAGGAGGAGGAGGAGAGCUUGCCACUGCUGCCCCCCCAGGGGGAAGGGAGUGGUGUGCCAACAACAGCCAAGGAGGAUGAAACUGCAGAGAGCCAAGCAGCAGCAGCACCUCCAGAGCAAGGCAGUAGGAAGUCUGCUGCCAUUCCAGGUAGCCCAUCAGUUACUGCAAGGGAAGAUUCAGAGCUGGGGCCCUUGCCUGGGAAGGAGAAAGCACCAGCAGUGACUUUGGAAGAGGGAUCCCAUCCUGGGAGUGCAGAGGACCAGAUGGAGAGCCAGCAGAAGCCACGUGGGCUGGAGAGAGAGGUGCAGCUGUGCCAGAGGGGUCCUGAGCCACCUGCUAGCCUGCCCAGCGGUAAGUGGUUCUGGAGAGUAAGAGCAGCAGUAGAAUUGCAUCAUUGGAAAGCAUCCCUGUGGAGUGACCCAGGCUGCCUAGGCUUGAGCCAAUGUGGCUGAGAGAGAAAGGAGAGUAGCCUUUUGCAGCUUAAGAAGAUAAUUUCUCUUGCCCCCUCCUCUCCCUAGUCCCUUCCCUAUUGUGUGAGUUAUUUCCUUGAAAUACUCUCCAGUGGUUGCCAAAGGGCAUGAUAAACAUAGACUGAGAUGGAGGCUGUUUCCUUCCUGCCUCUGUGCCUGUCUGGUGUGUGAAGGGUGCAUUGCAUCUGUUCUCACAGAGGCUGCAUUGGCCUCUUGGCUUUUAAAUUCUCCUUUAUUUAUUGCUUAUUAAGUACAUAUGUGGACUGCCUAAUAGCCAGAGCUCUCUGGGCAGUUCACAGACAAGAAAUGGAAGUCACCAUGUACAGGCAUAAUUCAAAUCAGCUCAGACUCCUUUGCAGCUGCAGUGAGAGCCUUCCAGGCUGUUGGAACAGAGUUCUAGUGCUCUCUGUGGCUUGAUGACUGGCAAGGUCUCACCCCCCACCCUGCUAUCUUUCAGCAGUUACUGUUAUCUGUUUUCAGUGAUUACAUUGUUGGAGAAGCACAGCAUGUUCUGUAAGUGCCUGUCUAGAGUACAAUAUGUUUAGCAUAGGUGGGAGGAGCUGGGAUGUUAUGCACUGGGGACUUGGGCUCUGCCCUGCCCAUGGUUUCAACCUUCUGGACUAGAAACUAACCCCCCCCCCCCACCCCACCCCCGAUAAAACAGACUUCUCCGGUAUCUGUGCCUUGUACCAGCCUCUAUGCAGCACAUGGCAGGAAGUAAGAAGCCUGGGCACAGGAUUUGCAAAGGAAUCUUCUUGCCUGCUUCACCUUGCCUGGUCUCACUCUCUGGACUCAUUGUUAAAACUGUGUUUAUGGAAGACAAUCUUACUCGGCUACGAGUGAUCACCAAAGGAGAUGACCUUGCCUGGUAGUGUUAUGCCAUGCUGUUUUCUUCCAGUUGGGGCCUUUGGCUGACCAUUUAGCUGCCGAGAAUUUAUGGCAAGGAGGGUGCCUAGUAGCAGAAUAUGAGCUCACAACCUGUCUGUUGUAUUACCUUGUUCCAGGAACCCCCUUUCAUCUCGCCCUGCUGAAGGAGAAGCAUGUGAUUGAGCCUCUGACAGGCAUCACACCACCUCACAUUGGCCAGCUAAAGAAAGGCCCCAGGCGACACAGCACUCCUAUUGGUGAGUAGGAGACGUGGGGUGGGGUUUCUGUGAGUGAUGGAGAUGGGCACCAACUGCCUUCCAGCCUUCCCAAAGUGGCCAUCUUUUGUCCUUCUCUUUGCCUUCAGAAGGUGUGUGUGCUGGUGGAGAGCAAGGAGGGGACUGAUCCAAGCAGCCAUCAGUAAAGCAAAACCCCAGUGGGAGGGAGGCCCUGUGGUAGCUGUUUACAUAUUGCCAGAACGGUGUGAGCUUGGAAGAUAUGACCUUACAUUGCGCCAUAUUGCCUGUUCAUUUUGUUCUAUUGUCAUAUCUGACUGGCAGCAGCUGGGGCUUCAAGUGUGAAGAGGAUCUCACAGCACCAGCUGACUGAUCCCUCUAACUGGAGCGACUGCUAGGGAUUGAAUCUGGGACCUUGUGCAUACAAAGCAAGUGCUCUGCCACUUCCUCUGCCAUUUGGAAGCAGCUACAGACCACAAGGGGUAUGACAGACUCUGCUCUUGGAGCAGCUGAGAAGUGUGGACAGUUGCUGUCUACACUGUUAUAAUCUGAAGCAAAUCUGGAUGCAGCUCCAACUGCUGCUGUGGCUUCCUCCACAAAAUUCUGGAAGGUGCAAGGGCCCAAAUUCUUUUUGGCUGCCUUGCAGAAGUACAACCCACAUAGCUUUGGAUUAGGAGCCCAGCUCAUUUGGUCUCUCUCUGAUGUUAGAGCAGUUGGCCCAAGGGCUAAGGCAGAUUCUGGUGCUGCAAAGCUGCCAUCUGCUUGGGGGUGGCCAAGAGGCUUUCUGUGCUGGUUCUUUCCAGCAAGCCUGGGUGGCUGUUGGUGAACCUGCCAUCUUGCUUUGCUUGUUUCAGAGGCUGGAAACUGCCCGGAUAAUACCAUAGCAACCAGCGAUGUCACAGCUGAGGGCACCAACAAUGUGACAGUGGAGAGUGCUCUGACCUCUGUUGAGAUGGAGGAGAGUGGCAAAGGGAGCGCUGAGGCCGCCUGUGAGGAGCAGGGGAAGCUGUCCUUGCGCAUGAACCUUGUGACCCCUGUGACGGAAGAGAGUGACGAGUCCCUGCCCUUCAGCCUGGACAGUAAGAGAUUCCUGUUCAAGAGCAGUUGCGGAGCGAUAGUCCCCUGCCCUGGACUAGUGACUCCAAACAGUACUGACUACUUGACUAGCAGUCUUUAUAGUUCUCAUGAUUCCAUCUCUGCCUGGGAAGGGCUGAUUUGGCAGUGCUGUUGGAAACACUUGCAGAAACCUGGCCCUUUAGGCAAGGAAGAGGUGGUCCUUGUCCUGGGCAAGUUGUGAAGAAGAUGGCAAGGCUUUCUAACUGGGUGGUGACUUUUGAUCCAAAGUGUUUGGGAGGGGGUGGAAUGCUUCUAAUGCCUUCCUCUUUGCCCCCAGAGCCCACAUCCAGUGAAAAGAAGAACGGGUCUGUCACAGGAGUUGUUUCCAGGUAAUAGGCAGGUACUGGUACUUAAGCCCUUUGUGACAGAGGUGAAUGGCAUCUGCUGGGAAAGGGGUGUGUGUGCUUUUGUGCCAUCCUCCUGCCAUCCAGUCAGGCCCAACUGGGCUGCUUUCAUCAGUUUUCCCCAUGCGUGGGUGAACUGCCCAUGUCAGAGAGGGCUGAGCCCCAGAGAGGUAUUUGGAGGGGCAGGAAACCCUGUCUUGCUCCCUCCAUCCUUCCAGAUACUCUGAGCUGCUGCUAGGGAGGUGAAGGAUGUUGGUAUUUAAUGGCAUCUGAGGGGUUUUCUGAACUGGAGGUCCUUGUGGGUGCUUGAGGCCCCAGCAUUCUGGGGCAGUUUCUGGGGCCACCAAAUACUGGCCAGGUUGCCUCACUGCUAGCAAGCUCAUAGGCCUUAGCUAUCUCUUUGGCAGGAUUGGUCCUUUCUGAGCCUGUCUCUCUCUUCUGCCUAUAGCUCCCGGAAGGUGCCAUCCGUCUUCACUCGAGUCUGUGAAGUACAGCGUGAAGAAGACAAGGCUCAAUGCCCUGAGCUGCCUUGUCCACUGUUCAGGCAAGUCCAUGGAAGGCCUCCCUGGUGCUGUCUCUAGGGCUGUCUCUGUGCAACUUCCCUUCCACAUGAACUAAUAACUCAUCCCAGGCCAUGUGCUGCUUCCCUCUGUGUGCAGUAGAUACUCCUGGGAAAUCCCUCCCCUGGCUAAGGUGCGUCUUUGCUUUGCUGAGCCACCCCAAGUUCUGCCUGUUGGAAUCAUAUGCUUGUGCCAGGCCUAUUGCCAGUUGUGAGGCAAGCAGGAUACAACUAGGACAUGCUCAGUGGGCAGUGUUUGUCCCGGGGCAGCUGGUCUUGCAGGGCGAGGGCUACAAAACAGCAGCAGUUGAAAGAUCCUUUUUCUGAGCAGGUCUCCUGGACAGCCAGGCAGCUUGUUGGGACAGUUGGCAUCACGCAAAUGCGAUGGAUUGCGGGAUAUUUUUCUGAAUGCUGUGUCCCUGUGUGUGUGUUCAUACGCAUGCAUGGCUUGUUGAGUCAUUGGAUAUACUUGACUACAGCAAAAAUACACCUAAACUAAAAAUAUGCCUAUGCAGUCUCUGUGCAAUAUGAAUCUUUGUAUACUUGAUGGUUUAUGUACAGGGAUUAAAGGGAAGACUCCAAAUCGCAGACCCUCUUAGUCUUAAAUGGGUAGGCUAGACAAAGCCAUGGACAAAAGGUCUCUCAACACAGUCAUUCCAAAUGGGGCUGCAGGCUGAGAGUCAGCUAAUCUCUUAGUAAGGGAGAACUUUGCCUUUGUAUCUGCUUCUGGGCUCCCUAGGAACAUCUGACUUGCCCCUGCUGGUGACAGAAGACUGGAUUUGGGUGGACAUUCAUUGUGAUCUGGCAGAGCUCCUCUCAUGCUUUUCUGAUUGCUUUCAGGGGUGACCUGUUCAAUUUCCCAAGUUCCCAGGAGGAGCAGGAGCCACCUGCAACCUGGCAGAGCCAGCGAAGGCUUGUGCCCCUGGGUUGUGGACCAGUCCAGGACUCUGGCUUGAGCGCUAAGCGGACAGUGGGUUGUGCAGAGGAGGGAGAGGCCAUGGAAGUUGAAACAGCAGGAACUCAGGAGCAAAAAGAACAGAGGGCCCCCCAAAAGGCAGCUUCCGUUCUGGUGGCUGCAGGGAAUGAUGGAACUCAAACGCCAAAAUCUGGCACCAGCAGCAAGGGGACCCAGGCUGUGGCAGAGUUCCUUCAAGGGCCAACGGAAUUCACGUCGGCAGCCACACAGACAGUGCCUACUGGCCAGGUGGAGGUGGGGACCAGCACGGCUGGGUUGUGGCCUGGACAGCAGGACACUAAGGUGCAGGUGGAAGAGGACCAUGGAUCUAGGCCUGCCAGGGCUGGGCAUGCGCCAGGGACCCAGCACAACCAGGUGAGAGGGAGUUGGAUCGUGUACUUGAAAAGGGGGAGGGGGGAGAGAGGUGCUGCUGCCUGUGGCAGGGGCGAAGGAUUAUCUACUACCUCCUGGUCUCAGCUUUUAGAGUGGGAGGUGGCAGUUGCCACAUGUGCCUCCCCCAGACUUUCCAACUCUGAGCAAGGUGGGAAGAAGCAGCCUCAUCAAGAGAAGCACUUUGAUUGGUCAGCCCAAAGGUCCACCAAGUCCCCCUCGCAGUAGUGAUCAGCCAGGUGCUAGUGAGAAGCCCACAAGGGUGGCAGUGGCUAUCCCUGCCUCUGAACGUAUUUCGUUUGUUUGUUUAUAUAUAAAUACAGUCAAACCUCUGUUAUCGAACGUAAUCUGUUCCGGAAGACCGUUCGGCUUCCGAAAACCAUUCAAAAACCGGAGCAGUUACUUCUGGGUUUUCGGGAGCUGAGGUUUGGCUGUAUGAGAUUUAUAUUUAAAUAUAUUUAUAAACAUUUAUUUCAUAUGUCACGACAUGCCAUGUAAAAAUGUCAAACAGAUCAGGCAGAGCUGUCUGACAAAGAAAUCUCAAACUAUUGCCAUCAUAGGUGAAUGGUUUCUGCAAGUGCAUGUGAUGACCCUGUCCUGUGACAGUGAAUUUCAGGAGGGCAUGAUUGUCCAGAUGCAUUUUGGGGCAUGUCCUGCAUUUGCUGCCAGUUGCUUGUAUUGGAUAAUUCUGGUGCUGCAGGAGGCCUCUCUCGUCACCAAGCCAUUUUUAGUUGCCCUUUUAUGUGCCAUUUGCAGCUCUGUGAAAGCCGUUCCUGCCUCUAAUAGCAAGCUCAGGUGGUGAGUGCUGAUGGGAUUGGAGCUAAGAAACAGUGGAGAGCUGCUGUUGCCUGUUAGUGUCCAGAUGGUACUGAGCUGGAUUGACCAGUGCUGUAUAAUUCUGUAUAAUGCAGUCUCCUGUUCCUCUGACAGUGAUGUUCCCCUUUCAUUCCAAACAGCAAUGUGCUGUGGAGGAAUCUCUGAAAACUUUCUGCCUUUUUCUUUUCUUCAGCACGAGGAAGGGUUUGAUUUGCCUCGCCCGCCCCCAGGCAGAGCCCUCCGGCGUCAUAUACGGACCAUCCGUGAAGUACGAACUGUUGUCACAAGACUCAUCACAGACAUCUACUACAAGGAUGGGGCAGAAGUGGAACGCAAGGUAGUGGAGGUAAGGCGAGAGAUGUCAAGGCCGGGACAGUUCAGAGAAUUUUUCCUACUUUUCCCAACCAAUAAUUUUGCUGUUUUGGAGAACACUGAAUAAGACUCAAAAUGCUUUCUCCUUUGGAUUAAAUAAGCAAGACAAACCUGUUACUCAAAAUGAGUUGUCAAACACCAGCAGUUAUCAGUUGACCACCAUAGAGGUAUUGCGAGCACUACCUACUCCUGUACAGGAGAAUUCAUCAUUAAAUCCCCACAAGUUCAUUCCCGUAGCGGACAGGGCAUGCUUGCCCUUGUUCCUUUGGACUGCCAGAUGGGUGUGUGGACCUCAGAAAGGGAAAUCUCUGACCUUAUCCUAUGUGAUCUUGGGACAGUCACUUGCCUGCUUGUUGUCUCUAGGCCUCCCUCUCCUUUUCAUUGGUUUCCUAGGGCUUCUUGUGCUUUGCCAGUUGCUUCUCUGAGUUUGCCGUAUUGGUCCCCUACUUGAGAAUACACACCAUAUCAUAUGCAUCCAGGCCAUUUUGGAGCCACAAAUCCUGCUCCCUAUCUUGCACCUUUGAGUGUUGGACCUGUGAACCUUAAGGCACUGUGAUCACAAAUUACCUAUUUGGUGCUGGUUGCUGACGUGUGAGCAUCUACUCUUGCGUUGUAUUCUUUUUAAGACUUGCAGCAGAGUUUCUUUUACAGAGAAUCUUUAUUAUUUACAAAAAAAUUACACCGGUCAAAUAAAACUAAUAAAACCAUAUAAUUCCUUCUCCUUUAGCCAUCUGACCAGAGACUCAAUUGCUGACUCAUUUACAACUUUGUUCAUUUACACACUAACUGACCUUUAUUGACCACAUGCCCUUAAUAAGGGCACCUGUUGCUGGGGAGAUUUUUCUGUUGCCUAGCAACCUGUUCAAGACCAAUUCUCAAGUUCUUUCUAGAAUAUUCCAGCAGCCCUCCUAACUUGAAAUUCUGUCUUGAACACCUGGCAUUUUUUUUCUGCUUUUACUCGGUAAGACCCAAUUCCAUAGUCAGCAUUUUAAAUUUAAAGGCUUUGUAAAAAUAUAUGCAAUUAUAAACCCUGUAGAACAAUACCUAAGCUUGAUCCAUCCUUUUAAAAUGCAAUCUUUUACAUGUGCAUAGUGUAUAUCUAAGUGUUUUGGUUUAGGUUUACAUUUUUCUGUCUUUCCUGCAACUGGACUAUACACUCCAGAGUUUCCUGCAAGACUCUUUCAAGAUCAGACAGGCAUUGUGUGGGGUGUUUUCACCAUCAGCUUAUUUCUCUGGGUUUUCUCUGGCUGCUAAUACUGUUAAGGCAGGUUUUAUUUUUAAAUUGCUUCUUGAAAAUUUAAAGGAGCUUUGGGGAGGUAGGGAACCUUGGAGUAGGCGAGCUUUUGUCAGGGUUUGCUUCCGCAGUUCAGCUCUGCUCUUUUGAGAUGGGCGCUUGAAGUGCCUUCUCCAGCGAGAAGAACAUCAUUUUGCCUGUUCCGACCUUACAGGUAAGUAUUUUAUUUUGUUGAGCGGAGGAGAGUGGAAUAAAAUGCCUUGUGGCUAAAGGGUGCAGCACUUUCUCUCUCUUUCUCUGAUAGAGCUGAGCAUCAACAGGAUGGAUACCCAAAGAGUUUCCUGUUUAGAAUGUCAGAAAGUAUCUCUGUUGUGGGAAGAGCACUGCUCUGGGAGCUUUGCCCUGCCCUACAUGUAUCUGGCUGAGAGGGACUUGCCUGUGGAUGGAUCCCUCUUGGGAUCUGAAAGCGCUGGUCCUAGGGCAUCUCUCCCCUUGUACCUGGCACCUGGCGCCUUCCCUCCCUCCCUUGAAUCCCAGUCUGCUUUUCUUUCAGGAGAGAGAGGACCCCAUCAUGGAGUGCCAGGAGAGCGAGGUGGAUGUCUCCCCCUCUCGUACGGGAGGCUCUUCUUCGCUUGCCUCUGGAGACCUUGGUGACAUCAGCUCCUUCUCAUCCAAGGCCUCUGGCCUCCAGCGCAUGUCCAGUGGAGGGAGCAGUGCCUUGUCCGUCACACACAGUGGGACAAGUUCUGGGCAAGGAGGCACUCUUCUGAGAGGAGGGAGACCUUGCCAAGGAGCCGGGCCUGGAGACUUGGCCUUCCCAGGGGUCAGAAAGCUCAGGUGGGUGCAGGGCCUCUGGGAAAAGGACAUCAGAGGAAGGCUUCACUUUGGGGGAACAGCAGGGUGGAAGAGAGAGAGGCCAUUUUGCAUUCUUUGGAGUUUUGUUUCAGGUGGGGCAUGAAUAUGACUCUGUCAGUGUGUUGUUUAACCAGAUUCCAAACUGAAAGCCUGUGCUAUACUUUUAAAAGGCCAUGGGUUCUAAAACGAAUUGAAUUUAUUCACAGUUGGCGAGUUAAUAUUUUUGAUGUCAAGGUUUUAAAUACUUGAAGGUUGGUGUUGUAUUGAGUGAUGUUUCAAACUGGGGGAACAAUGCGGCAAAUCAUGUUGGGUUGCCUUGUGAGCAGCUUUAUUUGGGCUUUGCUGUUUACCUUGAAAUGCGAGGGAUAAAUUCUUUGUGCCCCAGUUCUGUGCCAUGACCCUGGGAGCAUGUGUGUGGCUGGCAGGCAGGCUGGCUGUGCAGAGGUUAACGCUGCCUUUGGUUUUCCUAGCCCUAGGAAGGGAGGCAGCCAGCCUCAGUCUCCAGUCCAGCCUGACCAUGCAGCAGUUCCUGGGGGGUGUGAGGAGGAAGCGCAAGGUGUGAUCAGCCAGAGGAGUGGCAGAGCCCCUCCAACUCCUCGCAGACGAGGGCGAAGGGGCCGCCUCACAUCACGAUCGGCCGGAGCCAGGUAGCGUGGUGAAGGUCAGCUGAUGCUGAUGAGGGAGGUGACCCUGGUGGGGUGGAGUAGCAAGAGCUAAAGGCCCUUGCAGCUUCUCCAGCUGUUUCUCUCCCUGGAUCUGCAGGGCCAGCCUGCCAGCUGUGGAGGAUCUGUCAACCACAGCCUUGCCAGAAGAGGACUUCCACACGCAUCGCCCUUUGAAGGGGCAGGACCGCAGCAUCUCCCCUGAAAUCCCCUUGCAAGAGCGUCUGGGGGUUUCUACCAGCACAGAGCUUUCCUCUGCCGCCACCUCCUCUUCUGCGAACAGCUUUGUGGGCCUCCGGGUGGUGGCAAAGUGGUCCUCGAAUGGCUACUUCUACUCUGGGACUAUCACACAGGAUGUAGGGGGUGUCAAAUAUAAGCUGCGCUUUGACGAUGGCUAUGAAUGUGAUGUUCCGGGCAAAGACAUCUUGCUGUGCGACCCUCUCCCCCUGGAAACAGAGGUGACGGCCCUUUCGGAGGACGAAUACUUCAGCGCAGGUAACUCGUCUGGCUGGCAAGUGACCUGCAGUGUUUGGGGUGGGCGGUAGCGGAGAGUUGGGUCCCAGUCUGUGAGCUGCCCUUAUGAUGCCUUCUGCCUUGGCUGCAGGGGUAGUGAAGGGGCAUCGGAAGGAGGCCGGGGAGCUGUUCUAUUGCAUUGAGAAGGAGGGCCAGCGGAAGUGGUACCGGCGGAGAGCAGUCAUCUUGUCUUUAGAGCAAGGGAAUCGGCUCCGAGAGCAAUUUGGGUUGGGCCCCUACGAACCCGUCAUGCCCCUGACAAAGGCGGCUGACAUCAGCCUUGGUAAGCAGCCUGUGGGCAACUGCCCUGUGGGUCUGGCCGAGAGAAAUGGAAACCCCUAGGAACCUCUUAAUUGAGGGCAGGAGCUGCAGGGUGCUGGCCUUGGGUAAACUCUUCAGUUUUAAGAGGCGCAAGUGACUUCCUUCUGCUACCCUGCAGAAAACAUGCAGGGGGGGGGCUUGGUGCUGCUGCAUGUUGAGGUGGGAGCUAACAACAUUCUCCUUGUGGGGCUAGAUAACCUGGUGGAAGGAAAGCGGAAGAGGCGCAACCUUGGCUCCCCCAGCACCUCCAACAACACAACACCCACCCGCAAGGGCCCUGAGAGCCCCCAGACCCCGCACAGGCUGUCUAGCAAGAGGAAGCUAGUUGCCUCAGAAGAGGAGAGAUCCCCUGCCAAACGAGGGCGGCGGGCAACCCCUACAAAGCCAGGUCAGACUGUUUUAUGUCUCCUUGCAUUGCAUCUCUUCUCCCUGGACCAGACUUUCCCUUCUUGGUCUCCUCCAGCCUUUCCUCCCAAAUCAGAGGAGCUGGAGCUGAGCUCUUGCACCAGGAGGAUCAAGGCUCCCCUCUCCAUGAGAGAAAUUCUAGGUUGAGGCUGCUGACCUGCUGUCAGGAGGCAGCCACAGGACUUUGAUUUUCCUCCCUCCCUCCACAGGGGCUGCCUGUUCCAGGGAAGCAGUGAGCCCAUCUGUCAGUGGAGUGGACUUGGGAGAUAUCCCGGCACCAGAUGAGCGAUGGGGGCCUAUGCCCCACAACAAGACUCUCUUUCUGGGCUAUGCCUUUCUCCUCACAAUGGCAGACCCCACAGAUAAACUCUCCAGUUGCCAGGAGCCUGCAGUGAGCAGUGAAGAGGAAGGUGAGCACUCCAUUGCUCCAGGGAUGUUGUUGGGGGCAGGGGUGGCCCUCGUUGACUGAAUCUGGUUUAGGGUGGUGAAACUCCAGCGGGUGACAGAAAAGGCAGAACUAGGAAGGGACCCAAGGGAGCCCACCUAGUUAAGCAUCUUGUUCACAUGGGGGCCAAAGGAAGGCAGCUUGGCCAAGGAUCCCUGGUAGGGAUUCUGCUAGCUGCGGUUUCUGUCCUCUUUGCAGGAUAGUGGUGUGCCUACAAGGGCUAAGGAAGUGGCAAGUUGUGGGGCUGCAAGAACUUGAAGUCAACAAGCCAGUAUCUUACUGCACUUUCCAAAGUUAGUUUAUUGAGGGGAUAGUUGAACCUGGGACUUGGUAAGACUGGCUGUAUCUUUGCACCUUGCCAGCCAGUGUGCAAGCACAUCACAGGAGGGCUGUUGGGCAACAUGACAGUAUGAAAUCCCUUGAAGGCUACUUGAGGAGCCAUACCAGGUGGCAGUCAUGCCUUCUGCUAUUCCAGGUCCUAGAAGCCCCAAAGAUAAGGAAUUGCCAAGUGUGGGGCAGAACAUGUUUGCCAUCUUGUGGCCCUCUAAGAGAAAUCCGUGAUUUCGGAAUGAGCUGCAGAUCUCUCUUACAACUUUCAUGCUCCUUACAGCUACCAUUUGGGGCUCGCUUUAGGGCUCAGAAAAUAAUUUCACUAACUUAACAGUCAAUUUCUGAACAUGGCUCCAAGUGUUGGUGCUUACCUUUUAAAACCCUUUGCAGCAAGGGGCUUGGAUUUUUGAAGGACCACCACCUUCUGAAUGAAUCAGCCCAGGUACUGAGGUCAUCACUGAAGGGUCUUCUCUGGGUUCCCCCUCCUUCUCUUAAUUACAUGGGUGUGUCUUGAAGGUUUUCUUGGCAAUAGCACACCCCUUUGGGUCACUUUCCUCACCUGUUACUACUAUCUCUUAUGUCAUCUUGGCACUAGGUGAAGACCUUUCUGCGUUUCUCUAGGCAUCUUUAAAUGUCUAAAUAAUCUGCUACUGUGCUGCACACACGUUCUUGUCAAUUGUAUUAUUUUCUGUUGAGUAUAAAAACAGUUCUUAGAGCACAUUACUGAACAGUGGAGAAUAAUUUUUAAAGUGAAUAGCUGUUCCUAAUCAUGUUUAGUCUCUGAACUGAAUUUCAAUGCAGUUGUUUUAAUGUUCUUUAUUUAACAAAAUUCAUAGUUUACAAAGAAAAAUCAAAAUACUAACUUAAAAAUUGACAGAAGCAAGCAUUUAAAAGAAGUCAACAUGCAGCUUUUAAAAUAGAAAUAAAAUCUGAGAUUUUGAUUGUGUGGGAAUAUUUCACAGUCCUCUUGCAAGGGAAGAGGUGUAGUGCUCUAUUUAUGCUAAAGAAUUAACUCUAACUUCAUCCUGUUUUCUAGACUUCUUGGAGGUAACACCUUACAACAAACACUACAUUGGACUGCAGCUGCAAGCUGGAGGUGGUUUCAUCCUGGAGGACUUCAAUGAAAGCCAGGUCAGGAGCCAGAGCUGGGGAUGCAUGAAGUAGCAUCACCCAAGUUGGCAGUGGAGAUUUAUUUGGAGAGGGUGUUGGUGCUUUGCUGCUGUUUUCCUUUUAAUUAUGAAAUUGAUGCUUUUCUGGGUGUGGUCCAAGGGUGGCAGGUGUGUGACGGGCCGCAGCUUCACCUGCACACAGGUUGUCAAGUGAGAAUUGCCAUUUGUUCUCCUUUCAAGACCUGGGAUGAGGAAAGGAGGUGCCUGGCCAUGAUGCUUCUUGGAAUGGGACAGAUCUUGAUAGGGGCUGCUUGAAGUAGAGGCAGAGAGAGCCUCUUUCCCUUCCAUUGGCACAUUUCUCAGUUCUCUACUUCUGCCAGUACUGAGCCUUCCAUUUUGCAGUUAGCCUGGCUGGCUAGUUGUCAAAUAAGCAUUUGACCACACUGGGUGUUUUAUACUGAACCUGCAGCCUCUUCCAGGGCUUUGUGUUUCUAUGGAAGCCCAGGUCCCAGCCUCCACUUCCUUUGUCCAGUGCAGUGCAGCCUACCAGUGCUUCCUGAUAGCAGACAGACACUGCCGCAACCGGAUUUACUUUCUGUGCCUUGCCCGAGGAAUCCCCUGUGUGUCUCACGUCUGGGUCCAUGACAGUUGUCAUGCCAACCAGCUGCAGAACUACCGGAAUUAUUUGUUGCCAGCUGGUUAUAGCCUGCAGGAGCAGAGGUUGCUGGACUGGUAAGUCCAUGAAUGUUGGAGGGACCAUGAGCAGCUUACCCACCUGGUGCAGGUGGAACAGGGUGGCAUGUCCAGUUCCCUUGCAGUGGAACUGCUUCUAACCUUUGCUUCCUUCUAGGCACUCUCGUGAGAACCCUUUCAGUAAGCUGAAGGUGCUUCUGGUGUCCAGUGAGCAGCAGGACUUCCUGGAGCUCUGGUCUGAGAUUCUCAUGAUGGGGGGCGCUGCUUCUGUUAAACUGCAGGAAUCUGCCUCAUGGAGCAAAGGUACAAGCCCCUGGAAGGCAGCCAGCUGGUUUCUGUGGCGGGUAUAUUGGCAAGAGGCUCUCCGUUGCCCACUGAGACAUACCAAUCCCCCUGUGCAGAAAAGAGGCCUGGUGUGGGAGGAGCUUUAACUUAGAUUCCAGAGGGUUGCUGAGAAGUUGGAUGAGGCAGGGCAAGAAUUGAUUGGCUGCUUCACCCCUUUCCUUGUGUGGAGCUGCCAUCCAUCCUUUUCCAAAGGCAGCAAGAUCAAGUAUCUGGUGCUGUGAACAAGCAAGAGGAAAGGUUUGACUACACAGGGCAAUUCUUGCUUUCUAUUUCCACAGAUGUGAGUCUGGCUGUGUUUGAUGUCGUGGUGACUGAUGCUUCAUGCCCAACAGCUUUCUUGAAAUGUGCUGAAGCGCUACAGCUGCCAGUGGUGACCCAAGAGUGGGUGAUCCAGUGCCUCAUUGCUGGGAAGAAAGUUGGAUUCAAACACCCAAAGUAUCAGCUUGAUUCUGUCCCCAGUUGAACCUUUUUGCUUUGUGGAGGCUGUCAUUGUCACCCAGGUUUUAAAUGUCUGUGUCACUUGAACUGUGCAUGAAGUGCUGUAUAUAGUUUUAACUUCUGGACUUUUAUGAUAAUAAACGUCAAUUUUCUUGUUGCAGUAUCUAGGAUUUGUCCUCUUACCCUCUCUAAAGUGGCCCAGCAUGAUUGCUUGCAGCUGCCAGUGGAGGGAAGAAGGGAAAGUUGCUCAUUUAAUACGCUGACAUCAAUUGCUGUAGAUGGCCUGUCCUUUUUAUCCCUUGGUCCAAGAACGGUCUCAUUCAAGGGUUCCCCAGAGUUCCUUACUCAGUUAUACCAGCCUACACUCUGUGUAGAUGCAGACUAGGAUCUGCCAACAAACGUGGAGGUG
Podarcis lilfordi (Lilford's wall lizard) is the source of this 20642-nucleotide messenger RNA. The record is from the annotation of a GenBank genome assembly. NCBI's taxonomy places the organism in Eukaryota, Metazoa, Chordata, Lepidosauria, Squamata, Lacertidae.